AUGGGUCAGGAUAUUAUCUCUAUACGUACGGCACAUCGUUGGUUCAAUCGGUUCAACAAUGGGAAUUUUGAAUUGGACGAUUCAACUCGCUCUGGAAGACAAGUCGAAGUGGAUUUGGAUCAAUUAAAACAACUCAUUGAAGACGAUCCUCGGUUAACGACACGCUGUUUAGCAGAGAAACUCGAAUGCUCUCAUACCACGGUGGAAACAUAUCUGAAUGAAUUAGGAAAGACGUGGAAAUAUGGGGUUUGGAUACCUCAUGAAUUAUCGGCCCAUCGGCUUCAAUACCGACUUGAUGUUUGUAUGGAUUUACUGACAUCUCAUCGUAACUACGAAUGGCUUCGCAAUCUCAUUAGUGGUGAUGACAAGUGGGUACUUUAUAUUAAUUAUACGCACAAGCGCCAAUGGCUUAGCGUUGGUCAAACCGGUACAGUAACACAAAAAAACGAUUUCCAUCCCGAGAAAGUUAUGUUGAGUAUCUGGUGGGGUGUUAAAGGAAUUAUCUAUUGGGAACUGCUACCGGAUAUACAUAUUUUUAUUUUUCAAGAAGGAGAAUCGAAAGGAACAGUAGUUGCAGGUGGCAAUGGAUGUGGAAAUCGUCUCGAUCAAUUCAAUGGUCCAGCAUACAUAUUUGUCGAUCGAGAUCAAUUAGUUUAUUUAUCUGAUGACGGAAAUCAUCAUGUGAUGAAAUGGAUGAAAGAUGCAACACAAGGCAUUAUAGUGGCUGGCGGUCAAGGAGAAGAAAAUGAUCUUACACAAUUGAAUUGUCCUCGAGGAGUCGUUGUCGAUCAAUUAGGCACUGUUUAUGUGGCUGAUUUGAAGAAUCAUCGAAUCAUGCGUUGGCCCAAAGGAGCUACACAAGGAAGUGUCAUUAUUGGUGAAAACGGAAACGGAGGGCAAUCGAAUCAACUCUAUUGUCCCAUCGAUUUGUCAUUGGAUCGACACGGAAAUAUCUGUAUCGUAGAUUACGAUAAUCAUUGA
Molecule: messenger RNA, 981 nt
Organism: Rotaria sp. Silwood2
Lineage: Eukaryota; Metazoa; Rotifera; Eurotatoria; Philodinida; Philodinidae
Source: the annotation of a GenBank genome assembly